Molecule: messenger RNA, 3092 nt
Organism: Callithrix jacchus (white-tufted-ear marmoset)
Lineage: Eukaryota; Metazoa; Chordata; Mammalia; Primates; Cebidae
Source: RefSeq, a predicted model, not a curated record
UUUGAAUUCAGACACCAGCAAGUUUGAAAACCUGCGGGUCAGAGGGGGCGCAGGCGCGGGCUCCCUACCCUCUGUCCCCUACCCCCUCGGAAGCGCGGCGCUGCUUCUAGGGGUUGGGACGAGCUGGCGCGGGGACCCGGGGCACCAGCAAGACCCGCCCGCUUCGGGGACCUGGCGCCAGCGUCGUCCCUUGCGGGGUAACACCGCCCACUUCCGCCCUCACCGGGCGCGAGCGGCGCAGUCGCCGUCACCGCGCGCAGGCCUUUUGUCCUCCCGUCGUCCCCGUAGUGGCCGUAACCCGAGUGACACGUUUCUUUGGGGGCGUGGAGGGGCGGGGUCGGGGUGGGCCGUCAGCACUUAAAGGGCCAGCCACUCGGGCGCGGGAGGCGGUGCCUCUGGAGCCAGCGCGGGGCGCGGGAACCCGAGCAGGUUCGGGAGGCGGAAUGAAGGGCCGGGUGGGCUCGUCGAGGGCCGGGGAGUCCGUGGGUAGCCAGGGAAUUUCCGAGGGACCGGGCCGCGUUGAGGACAGCGUCCCUCCGUCCCAGUUCCCCGCUUCCUGGGUUGGGGCCGCUGGGGUUCAUUCAUUCCCGGCUUGGGGACUCCUAGCUCGGUCCCGCUCCGCGCCACGGCCCAACGCCCAGCCUGAGACCCAGCCGUCCUCGAGUGCUCAGGGCCCAGCGCCCCUUCCCUUCCAGCAGACAGACUGGGAAAACCGAGGGGGCGAGGGCUGAGCAAGGUCACUUCGCAGGUCGGGGACGCAGCCGGCCUUGGACCAGCUUUCCUGCCUCCCAGGACCUCUCUGCGACCACCUUAGGGGUCCGCGCCAGGCGCGAGGCGAGGGUGGGGGCGGCUUCGGCGUGGCGGGCAGAGUCCAGUAGGGAGCGGUGGGGGAAGGGCAAGCCGUCUUGGGAGGGGGCCGGGCUGCGAGCCUGGAGAUCCGGAUUCCAGCCCGCUGUCGCCAGCUGUGGGACUGAAGGCAAACUACUAUCUGUAAAGUGCCAGCGAUAACACCUGCCUCACCGAGAUGCUGGGGGAAUUCAGGAAAAUCACGCAGAAGUGCCUGGGACGGAGCCUGGCACGCAGAGCACUCUUGGUCCAGUGGGUUGGAGCUGCGUGAGCUCAGAAGGGAACAGAGGCAGCCUGGAGGAAGGCGGCAGCGGGCUCGGACGCUGGGAAUGAAAGGCCUCAGUGUCUGUGGCUUCCUCCUGGUCCCGCCCUUUCUGCCCGCAGAGUUUGUUCAGGGUGGAGGUGUACACCUGGCCAAGUCCACGUCUACACGGCCUACCCAGGGCGGCCUAGAGUUGGGCGGGAUCCUUAAUUCCGAGCCAGAAGUGGCAGGGCUGGCCCUGGCAUGGGCAGAGGCUGAGCCUGCCUGGCAAAGGACCUCACCCUUGAGGCUAUGUGAUCUAUUUCCUGCUUCCUCCCAGCUGACCCUUGAGGAAAAGGGGGUGGGCGCCGCCUGGAGCAGGAGGUAUUAGUCACUGAGGCCAGGAACCAGUUUAUACCUAGCCAUGGCAGAGGCAUUGGGCAGGCCUGGGUCUGAGCUGACAGAACCCCUUCCUGGGACCCUGGAGUCCGAAUCCUACUGCCAUUUUCCUUCUGCCCAGGACUCUGCAGUCCUCAGUCACUUUGGAGAAGGAAGUGUGGAUCCUCAGAUUCCAUCUUUCCAACCCCAAGACAAAUGGAACUAGAAAACAAGGUGCCAUGGCAGAGAAGGUGCUGGUAACAGGUGGGGCUGGCUACAUCGGCAGCCACACGGUGCUGGAGCUGCUGGAGGCUGGCUACUCGCCUGUGGUCAUUGACAACUUCCAUAACGCCUUUCGUGGAGGGGGCUCCAUGCCUGAGAGCCUGCGGCGGGUCCAGGAGCUGACAGGCCGUGCUGUGGAGUUUGAGGAGAUGGACAUUUUGGACCAAGCAGCCCUACAGCGUCUCUUCAAAAAGCACAGCUUUGUGGCGGUCAUCCACUUUGCGGGGCUCAAGGCCGUGGGCGAGUCGGUGCAGAAGCCUCUGGAUUAUUACAGAGUUAACCUGACUGGGACCAUCCAGCUUCUGGAGAUCAUGAGGGCCCAUGGGGUGAAGAACCUCGUGUUCAGCAGCUCAGCCACUGUGUAUGGAAACCCCCAGUACCUGCCCCUGGAUGAGGCCCACCCCACGGGUGGCUGUACCAACCCUUACGGCAAGUCCAAGUUCUUCAUCGAGGAAAUGAUCCGGGACCUGUGCCAGGCAGACAAGACCUGGAACGCAGUGCUGCUGCGCUAUUUCAACCCCACAGGUGCCCAUGCCUCUGGCUGCAUCGGCGAGGAUCCCCAGGGCAUCCCCAACAACCUCAUGCCUUAUGUCUCCCAGGUGGCGAUCGGGCGACGGGAGGCCCUGAAUGUCUUUGGCAAUGACUAUGACACAGAGGAUGGCACGGGCGUCCGGGAUUACAUCCAUGUCGUGGAUCUGGCCAAGGGCCACAUUGCAGCCUUGAGGAAGCUGAAGGAGCAGUGUGGCUGCCGGAUCUACAAUCUGGGCACGGGCACAGGCUAUUCAGUGCUGCAGAUGGUCCAAGCUAUGGAGAAGGCCUCUGGGAAGAAGAUCCCAUACAAGGUGGUGGCACGACGGGAAGGUGAUGUGGCAGCCUGUUAUGCCAACCCCAGCCUGGCACACGAGGAGCUGGGGUGGACAGCAGCUUUAGGGCUGGACAGGAUGUGUGAAGAUCUCUGGCGCUGGCAGAAGCAGAAUCCUUCAGGCUUUGGUGCGCAGGCCUGAGGACCCUCCCCUACCAAGGACCAGGAAAAGAGAAGCAGCUGCCUUCUCUCCAGCCUUUGGCAGGAACCCAGGGCCCUGGAGCUGCUGGGGCCACGCCAAGGCCUCCCCUACCUCAAACCCCAGCUGGGCCCGCUCAGCCCACCAGGCAUGAGGCCAAGGGCUCCACCGACCAAGAGGCUGAGGUCUCCAACUCUUAUCUUCUACAGGGUCCAGGAGUUCAUCAGGACCACCAAGAGCAAGUGACGGGGCAAGGCUCUGGAACAAAACCUCCCAGGCACUCAUUUAUACUGCUCUAAAAGAGCUUUCCAAAGUAUUUAAAAAUAAAAGUUUCCUUACACUGA